Molecule: messenger RNA, 7592 nt
Organism: Tyto alba (common barn owl)
Lineage: Eukaryota; Metazoa; Chordata; Aves; Strigiformes; Tytonidae
Gene: ZNF143
Product: zinc finger protein 143
Exons: 17
Coding region: 3733-5646 (637 amino acids)
Biological process (GO): regulation of transcription by RNA polymerase II
Cellular component (GO): transcription regulator complex; PcG protein complex
Molecular function (GO): RNA polymerase II cis-regulatory region sequence-specific DNA binding; DNA-binding transcription factor activity, RNA polymerase II-specific
Source: RefSeq, a predicted model, not a curated record
UGUGUUUUUACCCAGUGUGCCUUAUUCUAACCACCGCCAUCUCCGGCGGGGGCCGCCGCGCCGCGCCGCCGGCUCGGGCCUGGCCCUCCGCGCCGCGCGCAGGGGGAGCGGCGCGGGGCAGCGAGCGGCGGUCGCCGGGCAGCGCCGGCACCGACCGACACGGACACAGCCGCGGCCCCGCCGUCCGCCCGGCCCCUCCCCCGCCCGCCGGGCCUCCGGCGCCGCGGGGCGCGCCGGGCUGCCCGCCGGCCUCCCGCACCGCGCCCGCCCGCACCGCAUCGGCCCGGCCCUCGGGGGGCCCUGGGCGCGCGCUCACACACACACACACAUAUAUGCACGCGCGCGCGGCCCCGGACGCGGGGGCGCCCGUUGGCCGCUGCGUCACGGGCGGGGGCUGCCGGCGGGGCGGGGGGGCUGCUGCCGCGUUCCCUGCCCCGCUCCCGCCCAGCGACGCCCGGCCCUCCCGGGCGUACACUUGGGUGUAAUUUAAGUUUGAAUACCUUUUCCAAAAAAAAAAAAAAAAAAAAUCUGGUGUUUCUAUUUUGGCGGAGGGUCAACUUGCAAAGCGGCAUCAAAACAAUCGUCUUCAGAGCUCUCUCGGCCUAAUGCGCGGCUUGACACGCGCGAUUGAGAAGGAAUAAUUCACUGUUCUUGCGCGAAGUUGUUUAUUUUUAACGUUGCUGUAUUGUAGCACCGUGAGCGCGGCUGUUGCCGUGCUAACACAGGAGAAGGUCCUUGCAUGGAGCUUGUGAAAUGGGCUAUUUUAGUUCAUCUCUUUCAACUCGGCACAAUACCGUGCAAAGUAAUUUUAAACGUUUUACAGCUUGCUCUCAUCGUUUCAUUUAGCACUUGCCUAGAACUUCUAAUAGAACAGGAGAAUGAGAAGUUACUCCUCUAUUACCUGCAGUAACGCAAAGAUUUUUUUUUCUUAAUUUUUCUCAUAAGGUCUCGUUUGCAGUACCUGUUCAUCAAGAAAAAAUGACAUGACUUUUCAUACAAGCUAAAUUUUCUGUGAAAACAAGCCUACAGUUGAGCAGCUCCUCUUACUUAUAGCAUCUUUUAAUAGUUUGCUUUGAACUACCGAAGAAUUAUAUUUGACGUUAUAUGCAGAGUGAUAUGACUAUGUUUAAGGAGUGUUAUUUCUCUUUCCAGUCAUACAUAAAUGUCAACCCUACAGUCUUUCAAAGAAAGCGUUUUGUCUUGUCACAGAGUUCUCGCAUGGUUCUGCAUUGGGUGUUGUAAAUCUGUAACGCUUUGAAGGACUACAUACCAGAUACUUCUGUCCUAGCUUCAAGGUGGGCAGUGUGGUUUCUUUGUCUCUUCUGUGCUGCAAGGAAAUCGGUGCACCUAGUAAAGAGGAAAUGAAUUGGAUAGCCUAUACCUGUGCCUUGUGCCGCAAAAGAUCAAAGGAAGGUUUCUGCUUAACUUGGGGAUCCCUAAGGUGGAUCGUGAUCCCAACAAAUGGAUCCUCUUCUGGAAUCUGAGAAUUCAGCCCUGAACUGCAAGUUCUUGUAAAUAGAGGUGUGCAUAUUGUUCUGUGGAUGAAGUGAGGAAUCUGAGAGAGGUGCCUGUCCAUGGACACCACGUUUCUGGGGAAGGAGGGUAAAGAAGCCUUAUGACCUGCCAUGGCACAAUGGGGUUUAUGGGGUUCUGCCUGUACCUUAGGUCUGUAACUUGAUCUGCUUUUAGUUGUAUUUACUUAAGGGAAAUACGGUUUUGGUCCUCUCAUUCUGUGCACCAGGAAUUGUUGAUCAGUUACAAGUGGAAUUGGACCAAAGUGAAUGCUAGCAGAUUUAGUCUGCUAAAAUUUUCUGGGUUACACUGUUUUUUAAAUUGUAUAGUUGGAUUGUACUUUGCUCCACCAAGAUAACACUUGUUAAAUAAACGAAGUUCUCGCUUUUUAAGGGAAUUUACAGUUCCAGCAAGUUCUGAAAUAUUCAGAGUCGACAUCAAAGUUACAAAUACUUAUUGCUUCUCUCAGUCUGUAUUGUCUGCUGAAUGUUUUCCUCUGUGAAUACUUCUUGAGGGGAAAACUGUUACCUGCUUAAUGCUUUUGGACUUGCCCGUAUCUUAAGUAUAUUCAUACUCAGCUAACGUGGUAUUACAGAGUUUCUUAGAAUGUAUUUAGACGUACUGUUUUUCAAUUUACAUUUGUAAUUGUUCUUUUUUUGCAAUUCAGUGUAAAGGUCUGCAAUUCAGUAGGCUGUCCAUUUAGUUCCUGAAAUACAAUUACAGACUAAAACACUGCUGUUAACUGUCAUAGCUAAUACUGAUACAUCUGUAAUAUAGUUAGAUUACUAAUUAACUCAUAACCACACAAAACAACCCACUCAAAAUUCCUGUUUUGUUGGCAUUCUGAGCAGAUUUGCAGGAUUUGAAGGGGAGCAGCCAGGUUUGUUUUGGUGAUGUAAAUUAGACACAUUUGUGAUUGCUUGACAAUUGAGAGUGUUAGAAGUCUGUUUGACAUUAAAUUAAAACAUUGCUAGAAAUAGCUAGUCUCAAUUGUUUUCAGAUUUUUAGCCCUGAAGUAUUCACCUAUUCAUCAAAUGUUCCUUGUUUUGUUUAAAACAUGCACCGAUAUAACCAGUGGUUUUAUGAUUUAAGUAGCCUCCUGAAAUGCUUCAGAAGUUAACUGUUUUAUUUUUACCUGCAGAGAGGCAUUACUGCUCUUAUCUAGGAAUAAUUUGAAUACAAUUCCGACAUGUCAUCUGGAUGCCUUCUUUAUAUAGCCAGUAUUUUUGUGUAUAUGUACCUGAUGGUAAGAAACAAAUCCCAAAAGCCUGUAGUUUUGAAAAACACGUAGGUUCAUCGGUUAAGCACUUUAAAUCUGUUUCUCACUUUCUAAUUGCCAGAGGGAAGAGCCAUGUGGAAUGGAAUCUAGAGCUUUAUCUCACUGACAUGUGCUGAAAAAUUAUUUAGUUUUGUUGGUUUUGCUUGUCUGCUUUGUUUGUUUGUUUGUAUUUUUUUUUUUCAGCUUUGUUAAUCACAUCCUCAGUUUUUCAAGUACAAAACAUAAAAUCAGAUAACGUACCAUAGGGUCAGCUUUUUUCCGAUCUUAGGCCCAACAUUCAGUUUCUGAGCAUGCAUACUUUCUUAACUAUUAAAACAAAGUAAUCUAUUACCAUUCUGUCUGCAAUAAAGAAAUUGAAUUUUUUUAUAAAAGAAGGUAUGUCUGAGCAUUGAUAAUAGAGGUUUGGCUGGGAGAGAAGAAAUGUAUCUUAACUUCGAGCAUGGAAGACUGAGUUCAGAGAAACGUGCUGGCUUUGUUUUGAUAGGUGAGUUCACAUUAUUCCUGUUGCAAUACUCUUGCAAGCCAUUCUGUGCAUGCACACGGUACACAGGUGUUUUCAGUCAGUUGAAUUUGAUGUUUUGGUACAGGUUAUAUGGCACUUUCUCAUGCUAAAUCUAUAUGGCAGUGUACUAAGAAUAACUGGCUCAUUAGUGCAUUCAUCGUUGAGCAGGUGCAUAAGUAUACUUUUUUGUACUUUAAUAAAGCUUUAAUUUCUGGUCUCUGUACCUCUGCGAACGAUGCUGUAUGGACCUCAAUUGAUUGUUGCCUUCUGUUCAGGAUUUUUUUAAUUGGAUUUCUCAGAAAACUCCCAAAUCCCUUUCAGAUCUCUGGCUCAGAAGGCCGUGCUGGUCAUUCGGGUAGUUGCUUAGAAGCAGUGCUGUUUCAAUAGUGCUGUCCAAGGGCUAUAUAUGACCUUUGAACUAAGCAUUUGCAGGUAGACAAUGUUAUUAGCUCAGAUAAAUCGAGACUCUCAGGGAAUGACUGAAUUUUCUGGAGGAGGAAUGGAGGCCCAGCAUGUGACUCUUUGUCUAACAGAAGCUGUAGCUGUGCAAGAUGGCGACAACUUGGAAAACAUGGAAGGUGUAAGUUUGCAAGCAGUUACCCUUGCUGAUGGCUCCACUGCUUACAUACAGCACAAUUCUAAAGAUGGUAAAUUAAUGGAUGGCCAGGUGAUUCAAUUAGAAGAUGGUUCUGCAGCUUACGUUCAACAUGUACCAAUGCCUAAAAGCAGGGACAGCUUGCGCCUGGAAGAUGGACAAGCAGUUCAGCUGGAAGAUGGAACUACGGCAUUUAUUCAUCACACCUCGAAAGAUAGUUACGACCAGAGUGCAUUACAAGCAGUCCAGCUGGAGGAUGGAACUACUGCCUACAUUCACCACACAGUGCAGAUGCCACAGUCAGAUACCAUUUUAGCCAUUCAAGCUGAUGGCACAGUGGCAGGUCUUCAUACAGGAGAUGCUGCCAUUGACCCAGAUACCAUCAGUGCUUUGGAGCAAUAUGCAGCCAAGGUGUCUAUUGAUGGAAAUGACAGUGUUAGUGGCACAGGAAUGAUAGGUGAAAAUGAACAAGAUAAAAAAAUGCAGAUUGUCUUGCAGGGACAUGGAACAAGAGUGAAUGCAAAAUCUCAGCAGAGUGGAGAGAAAGCCUUUCGCUGUGAUUAUGAUGGCUGUGGAAAACUGUACACAACAGCUCACCAUCUUAAGGUGCAUGAAAGGUCACACACAGGAGACAGACCGUAUCAGUGUGAACAUCCUGGAUGUGGCAAAGCUUUUGCAACAGGGUAUGGGUUAAAAAGUCAUGUCCGAACACACACGGGUGAAAAGCCUUAUCGAUGCACAGAAGAAAAUUGCACUAAAUCAUUCAAGACUUCAGGAGACCUGCAGAAACAUAUCCGAACCCACACAGGUGAAAGGCCCUUUAAGUGUCCAUUUGAAGGAUGUGGCAGGUCGUUUACAACAUCUAAUAUUAGAAAGGUUCAUAUCAGGACACAUACAGGCGAAAGGCCUUAUUACUGUACAGAGCCAGGAUGUGGGAGAGCUUUUGCCAGUGCAACUAAUUAUAAGAAUCAUGUGAGAAUACACACAGGGGAGAAGCCCUAUGUCUGUACAGUUCCUGGUUGUGAUAAACGUUUUACAGAGUAUUCCAGUUUAUACAAACAUCAUGUUGUACAUACUCAUUCCAAACCAUAUAACUGUAAUCACUGCGGGAAAACAUACAAGCAGAUUUCUACACUUGCUAUGCACAAGCGGACAGCACACAAUGACACAGAGCCCAUUGAAGAAGAACAAGAGGCUUUUUUUGAACCACCCCCAGGUCAAGGUGAAGAUGUUCUCAAAGGCUCCCAGAUAACCUAUGUGACAGGUGUAGAGGGAGAAGAUGUAAUUUCUGCACAGGUUGCUACAGUUACUCAGUCAGGAUUAGGUCAACAAGUAGCACUAAUAUCCCAGGAUGGAACCCAACAUGUCAACAUAUCCCAGGCAGAUAUGCAGGCCAUUGGCAAUACUAUCACUAUGGUAACACAAGAUGGCACCACCAUCACAGUCCCUGCCCACGAUGCUGUCAUCUCUUCUGCAGGAACACAUUCCGUAGCAAUGGUUACUGCAGAAGGCACUGAAGGACAGCAGGUUGCUAUUGUGGCUCAGGAUUUAGCAGCAUUUCAUAGUGCCUCAUCAGAAAUGGGACAUCAGCAGCACGGACACCAUUUAGUGACUACAGAAACUAGACCUGUUACAUUGUUGGCUACAUCCAAUGGAACACAAAUUGCAGUACAGCUUGGAGAACAGCAGUCUCUGGAAGAAGCCAUUAGAAUAGCCUCCAGAAUACAACAGGGUGAAACACCAGGGAUUGAUGAUUAACUUCUAAAACUGCUACCAGAACAAUAGAGUGAAAGGUAUUUUAUUUUCAAUCAACAAAGGUCCAUGCCAGCAGCAACGCAUAAAAAACUUUGAAGUUCCCCGCUCACUGAUACUGUGUACACAUUUUAUGCAAGAGCGAAGAACGUUUUGUAAGUUUUGUGUACAUAACCCUUGGAAUGGACUGACAUAAUCUACUUUCAACUGUUGUAUAUUCAGGAAUAUGGAUUUAGGAUUAUAUAGUAAAUUUCCUUGUUAUCCUUUCAUCAGAUUUCAGACUGGUCUACAAGCAAAUGAAAAAUUAAAUAGAAGUAUUGGAAUUAAUUUUUAAUGUCAUGUGCAAAUAAUGAAGGCAUUACGGAAGAUUUCAAAUUUUUAAAAUACUAUUAAAUAUCUUAAUUUCAGGAACCCUUACAAGUAAUAAAGAUGACAAAGCCUUUUAAAUUGCAUUCCAUAAAUGAAGAAGUCUUGGAUUUUGAGCCUACUGUAAAUCUUCGUAUUUUGAUUUGUUUCACACAGAUUUGAGUAUUCUUUAGAUUACCCCCUCCGUCUCAUUAUUGUAAAUACAGACUGUUAAUGCUGGAAGUGCUAAUUAUAUAAUGUUUAAAUUGGAUUAUGUACAAAGGAGAAACUUUGGUUGUUCAAUAUUAAAGGAAGUAAAUCUAAUGAUUUUGUUUCUUUACAUAUUUUACUUAAGAUGUUACUGUCAAAUUAUUAUGCAAUAAAAUAUAGCAAGAUUGUAUUGUCUAGAUAGGAUGAUAUUGUCAUGUGACAUACUGUUUUACUUUUUAAUAAGACUGAAGUUCACAUUAUUUAUUUAUGGCCUUGUAUAAAUUUUUCCAAAGUCUAUUUAUCAUAAACUUAAAUUUUUCACAUAUUAAUUUUAAACAUAACCCACUAUAGUGUAUUAAGUAAUUAGUGUUAAUAGUAAUUUUAAACAUUCUAAAACACUACAAGAAUGAUGAAAAUAGUAAUUAGUCAACAAAUCAUGACUGAAAAGUAAAUUACCUGUUUUCAAGAGGAAUAUUUUCAAAUGCUGCAUUUGCAGCAUAAGUACACGUACUAAUAGUCUAUUUUCAACAGUUCUGAGUGCCCGCUGCUACCAUUCAGUACCUAGGAUAUGCUGAUAAUCAGUGCUUUUGAAAAUCAGGACACAGGCUACUAGAAAAAAGGGAUUAAUUAAUGAUGAUGUAAGUACAAUGCUCCUCUCCACCUAUCAUUCUGUAAAGGAAAAAAAUCCAUUGUAGAUAUGUCUGUAACACAUAAAGUAAAAUGUAACUUGAAUUUUUUUUUUUUUUUUUUAAUAUGAAAAAGUGUCUUUACUCUUGUCUUGUUAGUAAGCUUGUUAAGCAAGUUAAAAUUUUUUGGCUUCAUGUAAGAUUCAGUGCUUAUUUUAGAUGAGUGUCAAGAGCACUUCUGAAACUGAAGCCUCACAUUUUACCUUCUCAAGGGAAGGAUUAAACAUCUUCUGAAUGAAGUGUUAAUCAAGUAAUCAUUUUAUAAAUAUUGAGAGGUACACAUUUUACAUAAAAAAUAAAGUCCAUCACUACGUACCAUGAGGUAUUUGACCUCAAAAAGGCCAAGUUUUAAUAAAGUGAAGUUAAUUUAUUGUGAAUUACUAUAUCAGUGUGAGUUGCAGCCUUUUACGUUUUUCAUACAGAUGCCAAACUGAAAAGUGCAGUGAAAGAAUACAGUACUGUGGGAUAGAUGUGGACAAAGCAAAGACUAUUCUCUGCAUCCAUUACAAAGUAAAACUUGGAAACAGUGAGAUUGUAACUUUUGUAUAGGAUUGAGGCUGCUUGCUCACUUAGGUGCCAGUUUUUCUGAAGUGUUGUAAUUCUUGAUAUCCGAUGGAGAUAAAUGUACUAUGCAAGGAGGAUUAAUUGCCUGUCAACUAGAUCAGUUUCUUAGUGCUUACACCUUUUAGAAAUUAAAGAUGUAUCAUUUGA